Messenger RNA from Aspergillus heteromorphus CBS 117.55, 1818 nucleotides. Its product is annotated as cytochrome P450. The record is from RefSeq and is a predicted model, not a curated record. The transcript has 7 exons. The coding region runs from base 194 to 1708 and encodes 504 amino acids. NCBI's taxonomy places the organism in Eukaryota, Fungi, Ascomycota, Eurotiomycetes, Eurotiales, Aspergillaceae. Gene Ontology annotation, molecular function: heme binding; monooxygenase activity; iron ion binding.
GUCCCUGGUGGGGUCUACCACUACCCCCCAAUGGGCGGUCCUUGCGGCUUAGCAGCAGGUCGAAGAUACUUAUGUCGCUAUCCAUGGCAGUCGUGAGUCUUUUCUCUGACCUCUUCUUUUCAAGCAGCCGCGCGAUCCCUGCUGACGGUGGUAUUUCACUCAGAUUCUUACCCCCCAGAGUCAUCUAUCGGCCAUGAUCCCCAUUCAUACCGGGUGGCUGAUGGUAGCCAUUCUGUGCGCUGUAUUCGUACUGCGAUGCGUCUGGGUCGUUAUAUACCGUCUGUUCUUCCACCCUCUAGCCAAUAUACCGGGACCACGUCUUGCGCGUGCUACACACCUGUAUGCCUUUUGGUACAACAUCAAUGGCGGUUUAUUUUAUCUCCAGGUUCAGAAGCUGCACGCUCGUUAUGGUCCCGUUGUCCGUAUCACUCCCUCCGAGAUUCACCUGAGCGAUCCCAAGAAUUGCGAGAAGAUCCACUUCAUAGGAACGCGUUAUGGCAAGGACCCUGACUUUUACGGAGCCUUCGGCACCAAAACAGCAACAUUUACCGCAUCGAGUCCCGAUGUACACCGAGUGAAGCGAUCCGCCCUCAAUCCCUUCUUUUCACGCAAAAGGGUGCUCGAGCUGGAGGACAUCGUGCAGGGGAAGGCAAAUAAACUGAUUGAGCGUAUGCGGGAAGCCUUCAAGUCGACAGGAUACAUUGACCUGCACUAUGGCUUCCGGGCCUUGUCUGUGGAUGUGAUUACUGAUUACGCCUUUGACAAUUGCUAUGGUUUUUUGGAUGAGCAGGACUUUGGCGUCGCCUUCUUCGAAAUGAUUAGAGGUUUUGGCCCGGCCUUUUGGUUCUUCCAGCAGUUCCCAGCAAUCCAGGAUGUUGCAUUAAAAAUGCCGUUUUGGUUAGCCAAGCUAACAAAUAGCGCUUUGAUCAGAAUGAUGUUGCAUCACGAUGGCUCUCGUCGCCAGAUUGCCCAGGUUAAGGAUGCUGUUGAUCACGGAGAGAAAGGGACUCGCGCAACUAUAUUUCAUACGCUUCUUCACCCACAGGCUACUGAGGGCCAUGUGGUACCCACUGUGGAGGAGCUCAAGGAUGAGGCCUACAUUAUGUUGGCCGCGGCGGCGGAUACGACUGGGAAUGCAUUGACAAUUGCUACCUAUAAUGUAGUCCGCAAUCCGGAGAUCUAUACACAAUUAACGGACGAGCUGAAGCAGGCGUUCCCUGAACCUGACGGUACAAUGGACUUUGUGACCUUGGAGAAAUUACCGCAUCUGACCGCCAUUAUCAAAGAAUCUCUCCGGCUGUCGUAUGGAGUACCUGGUAGGCUUCCCCGGGUCGUACCUGGCCCUGGCGCAGAAUUUAAUGGCCACCAAGUUCCUGCCGGGACUGUUGUUAGCAUGAGUUCGUGGACAAUGCACCAUGAUAAGAACCUCUUUCCCCACCCCGAAAAGUUCGAUCCAAGUCGGUGGAUCGAUCCAGCCGAAAGUAAGACCUUGGAGAAGUACCUAUUUUCAUUUGGUAAGGGCUCUAGACAGUGUAUAGGAAUGCCGCUUGCGUACUGUGAGUUAUAUGUGACCCUUGGGCGGGUAUUUCGGCAAUACGACGACUUGACGACGCUUCCGAAGAGCAAACAGGAGUUGCUGUACCAUGAUUACUUCUCAUCAUAUCAUACUGAGGGGAACAAAAGUUUCAUCUUUAGACGGAGCGGUUGAUUGCUUCUUCCCACAUCCUUUGAUGUCCUGGCCUACGGAGAACCUCCCACACCACCCCACCCGGAGCUCCAUAGUAAAGACUUUGACAAAUUGUAUGAUAUACAAAUGAG